Molecule: messenger RNA, 1110 nt
Organism: Aspergillus sclerotioniger CBS 115572
Lineage: Eukaryota; Fungi; Ascomycota; Eurotiomycetes; Eurotiales; Aspergillaceae
Product: alpha/beta-hydrolase
Exons: 1
Coding region: 42-938 (298 amino acids)
Molecular function (GO): hydrolase activity
Source: RefSeq, a predicted model, not a curated record
GCCCAGCCCAAUACCGAGCCGCGUCUGCUCGUUUGUCAAAGAUGACCAAAGCCCCCGUAGCUUCCAUCAAACAUCGCCUAGCCCCGUCGCAUACAUUUCCUGCCCCGAUCCUUGACGCCCUAGUUGCAUAUGUCAGCUUACUCUACCCACCGGCCGGGGCACCUUAUCGUCCCGUUCCAGCGAACAAGAUCAUUCUUGCAGGAAACAGUUCCGGAACCAACCUGUGCUUCGGUUUGACAAAGGUUCUUCUGGAGCUACAGAAGCUCCCGCGCUCUGAUGCAAGCAUCGACUUCCAUCGACGCCGUGUCACCCUUCCACUUCCAGCUGGGAUAGCUACAGUGGGUGGUUGGUGCGACCAAUGUGAUGCUCUUCCAUCGUGGCACAGAAACGGCGAGUAUGAUUGUCUCGGGGUGUUGCAACCUCCUUGCAUGCCCGGCUUUCCUACUGAUAGUGUUUGGCCGGCCAAUCCACCCCGAGAACACCCCUACUGCGUUGCAGCCACUCUGGACCAUGAGCUCGUUACUCCUGCCGCAGUGGGUGACUGGACAGGAGCGCCACCGAUGUUACUCUUGUGCGGAUGCGAGGAAGCCGGGGUAGAUGGCAACCGAGUUGUGGCCAGCCAGGCUGCCAAGUCGGGGGUAUCGGUACUCUGGAAUGAGUAUGAGGGAAUGCCACAUGAGUUCCCUCUCAUCAUGAGCAGCCUUCCGCAGGCGAAGCAUGCCUUUGAACUGUGGGCACGUACUUGCAAGGAUUUCGCAGAGAGCAAACCUGUUAGGUCUAGUGCGGUGAGAUGGUUGAUGCCGGACUGCGGAAAGGAAGAUCUAGGCGAUCCUAGAAACCUCUCCCCCUUGCCAUUUACCGAAGUGAGGCGGAGGAUGAGAGAAUACAAUGCAACCAGGUCCGUCUGGACAGGCAAACUAGGACAGCCCCGACUGUGACGCGUGUUUACUGUACUACGUCAACAGUCUCCUUCCACGGGAUGUGCUGUGAAAUACUGUCGUCGUCAAAAGAUAUUACCUUGGGACAUCUUCCACCUUCUGCAGUAGUCAGGGGGGUAUAGCUUCGACAUAAUAGAACCGGAAAUAUCCAAAGCAUUAACAGAUCUACCUG